Didymella exigua CBS 183.55 is the source of this 600-nucleotide messenger RNA. RefSeq lists its product as uncharacterized. Lineage: Eukaryota; Fungi; Ascomycota; Dothideomycetes; Pleosporales; Didymellaceae. The coding region runs from base 1 to 600 and encodes 199 amino acids. The transcript has a single exon. The record is from RefSeq and is a predicted model, not a curated record.
AUGAUGCUCAAGUACGAGCACUUCAAGCGCGAAGUCAUCUCGUUCAAGGAGAAGCUGAAGGAGUUCGAAGCUCGCGAUUUUGAUAUGAAGGAGUCUCUUUACAGGUCUUGUGAGGGUUACCGCUUGAUCAUUAUCGAGCGUGACCAGACCAAGGAGAACCUGCAUGACCAGCACAACAGGUAUGCGGACUACCACCGUCAGAUCAAUACGCUGGAACAGUCCUUUCGUCAUGCGGAGGAGACGGUCGUCAAUAUCAGAGCUGAGAUCGAUACACUCACUGAGUGUAACAAGGUUCUAAUGCUUGAAGGUGAUGACAGCUGCUCCAAGCACAGUCACCUGCACAAUGAGUUUUCCGAACUCAGGGAGAAGCUCUUGGUCUUCCAGGCCGAUAUCCAGAUUGACUGGCGCCCGUCAUCGUCGUCGAAAGCUUGCGCACUAUCCUUCGCGAAGCGCGCGAACAGAAAGGACGCGCUAUUUCUGCGAGGGAAACCGCCAAUCGUGAGAGAGACGACUAUCUUUCCAAGCACAAAGAGAAGCGCGGUGAGAUGUAGCGCUUUGAGGAGAGCGCAUCAGCUCAUUAUCACGCACACAGCGAGUUAA